Molecule: messenger RNA, 4240 nt
Organism: Aedes albopictus (Asian tiger mosquito)
Lineage: Eukaryota; Metazoa; Arthropoda; Insecta; Diptera; Culicidae
Product: PHD finger protein rhinoceros
Biological process (GO): regulation of transcription by RNA polymerase II
Source: RefSeq, a predicted model, not a curated record
GUGAUAGAUUUCUCUUUUGCGCUGACUGACGACAUGACUACGUCGAGUAUACGUGUUGUGUGCUGCAGAGCGGUAGGUAUAGGAUAGAGAGGUGGCGAAGUAGGUAUACGGCCGGUGGUGGCAAUCUUUCGCUGGAAUUUAUGGCGAUGCUCUGCUGCCAAGGCAAAGGCAAGACAGCGGAAAAGUGAAUGCGUUGUGUUUUGACGUUUUCGUUCAUUGCUGCUACUCAUUAUACACGAUCUCUUGGCGCUUGUUUCUUUUAUUUUUGAUUACAAUACUUGUAGGAGGCGGUACCGAACGAUCAUAGUACCUGCACGUUUCUCGGAAACCUUGGAGUCUCGUUUGUGCUGUUCGGAAGUGCUCAAUAAGGGAGUUCGCUACGACGAAAAUGGGAAAGGAUACAUCAGCAUAAGGCAGACACUGCACAGCAUCCACAGCAGUGUUUUCAUCAUGUAUGCUACUAGAAGAUGAUAUACAUGACAUGGAGUCACCAAAGUGAGAGUUAUUGAUCGGUGAUGCUCAUGAGCAUAUUGUCCUCCGGUUCGUGCGCGUUAUGCUGUGUAGUGUUUCGGGAAGAUAGCAACACUGGCCACUACUAGUUACCUACACUUUUGCGCUUUAAUGCUCCCGUCCGUAGUGAAUCAAGUGAACGGUGCAUGAGAAGACGAAGAGAAAAGAGUAAGAGAAGAUCAUUGUGCGCGGUCUGGAUAAUGAAGAUGAGUACGGAAACUGGGUGGUUCAAGACGACAGGCGGAAGAUGAUGACGAUGUCUACUAUACGAUAUAGAGGCGAAAAAGUGUACGGUCGUGUGAUAGAGAGUGUAUUUAUGAAGAAAAAGAAGUUUUCAUUUAUUUUUUAAUCGUGAAGGCUCUCGCUCUCUUUCUCUCGUGUUAGGCAAAAGUACUUACUCGCGUGCAAGCAAGGAGCAACCAUCAAAGCAAGGUGUGAUGAAAAGAAAUGGAUGAAGAAGAAGUAGAAGAGAAAUCUGCAUAUGUGAGAAUAUCGGUACACCGCUACUGUGCACGUAGAUACCUUCAAAACACAUCGCGGACGUGAAAAGAAAGGAGAGCAAGUAGUGUUAUAUUCGAAGAAGAACAAAAAAUAAUACUCAAUUGGAAACAACAACAGCAAUAACAACACCAUGCCACAGUGUGCGCGUGUAUUGGUGUGGCAUUGAUUGGCGAGCGUAAAUGUGUGUGUGUAUUGGUGAGACACUCCAAAACAUGGCAAACAUUGAAAGUGUGAGGCGUAAUGUCGUCAUGAUUAAUUGUGAUUUGUUUAUUUGCUCUGAUGGGAUUCGAAGAAGUGUGAUUCUGACUGACCAUUGGGUGCUUUACAAGUGCAACAACGUUACACCCGAACUGGUGGGAACUCGCAGGGCCAUCCGCGACCUAUCGAGAGAGUGUGAUGGGACUGAAGUGAUGCACAUUCUCGCAUUUUAUUGAUUAAUCUGGUGAUAAGCAGCAGCGCAGACAGCACCUACUAGAGCUGUUGUAAUGGUGUGCAAAUAUGUGACCUCAAGCGCGGUUGUUCAGUGCAGCUAGCUGUCUGUCGACGAUGAUGGUGCGUGUGACGACAUUGUCCAAUGUAACUAGACUUAUCCACAUGCAAUUAACAAUAUUUAAACACAAGCAUUAAUCGUACAUACAACAAGCAAGAAAUACUACAUAUAGCUACGAAUAACAAGUCACCCUCACUAGUGAGAGUUCUACAAUUGAGGGACCGUUUUACAGGACGUGUCCCUAAAAAAUCCCGAAUCCCGGAGACCUGCCUAGCUAGCAGCAACAGCAGCGGCAGCAGGAGGUCACCACCACUGAACGCAAACACAACACAAACCACCCCCCUUUUUAACUGUUCGAUCGUCCCGAGCGCUCCCCUGCACGGUGGCAAACGACAACAGCAGCUGCUCGUCGUUGGCACAGUAUGUCGCAGAAGGGCCAGAAGCGAUCGAAUCGAGCAGAAAAUGAUGGACCACCGCCGAUCAAGAAGCGCAAGGGCCGCCCCGCGGUCUCGUCGAUGGAGGAGGACAACUCGCUCACGUCCAACACCGGUGGUCCGACGACGCCGACCAAGAACUGGCAACCGCGGGCGGUCAUCGACAUCAAGAUGUCCAGUAUAUACAACCGUACUGCACCGGAAGCACCGGCUGAAUUGUUUAGGAAGGAUCUUAUCAGUGCCAUGAAGCUACCGGAUUCGGAACCACUGGCCGCCGAUGAGUACUGGGUCAUCAACGACCAGUGGAAACAGGAGUGGGAACGUGGCGUGCAAGUCCCAGUAAAUCCGGACUCGUUACCAGAACCCUCCGUAUCCAUCAUUCAGGAGAACUUCUACAAGAAACGACAGGACUUCAAGCUUCCCAAGAACAAGUACAUCCGGAUAACGAAGGACGAGUCGUUUUCGCACGAUCAACACUACUUGUCGAACACGCCGGCCAUCUCGGAGCAGGUGUGCUACUACGACCUCGACCAGUGCGACGAAGCGUGGUUGAAGGUCUUCAACGGAGAACGGAAUCUAGCCGGACUGGUGCCAGUGACUGACGAGCAAUUCGAAAGGGUCGUUGAAGAACUUGAAGUUCGAUGUUGGGAUAAAAUCCAGGCAAUCAUGAAAAGCGAAGAAGGUCUUGGCAUCGAGUACGACGAAAACGUCAUCUGCGACGUGUGUCGCUCACCGGACUCGGAGGAAGCCAACGAGAUGGUGUUCUGUGAUAAUUGCAAUAUUUGUGUGCACCAGGCCUGUUACGGAAUUACGAACAUCCCAUCUGGUCAAUGGAUGUGUCGGACGUGUUCGAUGGGCCAGAAGCCGGACUGCGUACUAUGCCCGAACAAGGGUGGAGCCAUGAAGUCGACUCGAUCCGGGCAGAAGUGGGCGCACGUGUCUUGCGCCCUGUGGAUACCGGAAGUCAGCAUCGGUUCCGUGGACCGAAUGGAACCGAUUACGAAAAUCUCCAGUAUACCCCCGAGCAGGUGGGCCCUGAUAUGCGUUCUCUGUCGGGAGCGCGUCGGAGCCUGCAUCCAGUGUUCGGUGAAGACCUGCAAGACGGCGUAUCACGUGACGUGCGCCUUCCAGCACGGGCUCGAGAUGCGUGCGAUCAUCGAGGACGAGAACGCCGAAGACGGCGUCAAGUUGCGGUCGUACUGUCAGAAGCACGGUGUUCACAAAGGUAAACGCGAUAAUAAAAACGCCAACAAUAACGCGGGUUCCGCCAGUGAGGAAGAGUCAGGCAGCACCGGGGAAGUGAAACGUAAGAAACGUAAGGACAUGACAUCGGAGGAACGGAAUCAGGCUAGGGCACAACGUAUGCAAGAGAUCGAGGCCGAGUUCGAUAAGCAUGUCAGUGUUAAAGAUAUUAGUUGUCAUUUGUUAGAUGUUGAUCAGGAAGCUAUUCACUACAUUUAUAACUACUGGAUACUGAAGCGCAAGUCUGGUCAUAAUCGUCCACUCUUGCCGCCCAAGUCGGACGAUGUAGACAUGGUUGCCCAGAAUCAAGAACAGGCCGAUGAUUUGGAAAAGAUGAAAAUGUUUGUUCACCUACGACAAGAUCUCGAACGGGUUCGUAACCUGUGCUAUAUGGUUAGUCGGAGGGAGAAACUAUCGCGAUCGUUCUUUCGCAUGCGGGAACAAACGUUUCAUAAGCAGAUCGCAGCCCUUACUCGAGGGCCCGGGGAUAAGAAACCUUUAGACGAAUCUACAAUCGAUGUUAUCAUGCAAGCCAACCAUGGUCCUACGAUAUAUGAUAGACUAUAUUCAAGUGAUUCCGUUAGUAAUAGGGCAGUAAUGAGUUUAGAAGAUAUGUUAGAGCGAAUAAUUGGUGUACAUAGUAGUAGCAGUUCUGGUAGCAACAGUAAGAUAAAUAACCGUAAACAGCAGCAGCAAAACGAAAAAUCAAAGGAGGGAGGCGGUAAGAAACCAACCGACGUAAACGGUAUGAAUAAAAGUGCUUCGCAACGAUCAGCCUCCAAUAAGCAGGAUAAUCCUUACAAACGGACCUACAUUAACGGUGCAGCGAGGCGAAGUGUUAGUGAUAUAUCUAGUGAAAGUGACAACCAUUCUCGACGAAAUUUGAGUACAAGUGCAAGUUCGGCCGAGGAUGAAGACGUCAAGAAGAGCUCACCACCAGCGUCGAAGAAGAAAGCCCGCCAAACCAAGGCAGCUGACAGAAAACGGAGAAAAGUGGGAUCGUCGACCGAAAAGACUCGAACCAACUCGAUGGAAAGUUCCAGUGAGGAUGAAGGUAACGAGC